This is a messenger RNA of Odobenus rosmarus divergens (Pacific walrus), 2302 nucleotides long. It is a transcript of the gene RAG2, whose product is annotated as recombination activating gene 2. The transcript has 2 exons. Gene Ontology annotation, cellular component: nucleus; DNA recombinase complex. Bases 206 to 1789 code for a protein of 527 amino acids. NCBI's taxonomy places the organism in Eukaryota, Metazoa, Chordata, Mammalia, Carnivora, Odobenidae. Gene Ontology annotation, molecular function: protein binding; sequence-specific DNA binding. Gene Ontology annotation, biological process: V(D)J recombination. The record is from RefSeq and is a predicted model, not a curated record.
UUAGAUCAGUGUUCACUGGAACAUCUGUAGGCACAUAUACACACUCUGUUUACUGUGAGCCUUCUGCUUGCCACGGUCAGAGUGAGCAAUCAGUGAAUCUUCCCCAAGUGCUGACAUUUAAUACCUGGUUUAGCAGCAAAGAUUCAGAGAGGGGUGAGCAGCCCCUCUGGCCUUCAGAUAAAAGAUCUACACAGGAUCAGAAAAUAUGUCACUACAGAUGAUAACAGUCAGUAAUAACAUAGCCUUAAUUCAACCAGGCUUCUCACUGAUGAAUUUUGAUGGGCAAGUUUUCUUCUUUGGCCAGAAAGGCUGGCCAAAGAGGUCCUGCCCCACUGGAGUUUUCCAUUUUGAUGUAAAGCAUAACCAUCUCAAACUGAAGCCCACACUUUUCUCUAAGGAUUCCUGCUACCUUCCUCCUCUUCGUUACCCGGCCACUUGCAUAUUCAGAAGCAGCUUAGAGUCUGAAAAGCAUCAAUACAUCAUCCAUGGAGGGAAAACACCAAACAAUGAGCUUUCAGAUAAGAUUUAUGUCAUGUCUAUUGCUGGCAAGAACAGCAAAAAAGUUACUUUUCGCUGCACGGAGAAAGACUUGGUAGGAGAUGUUCCCGAAGCCAGAUAUGGUCAUUCCAUUGAUGUGGUGUAUAGUCGAGGGAAAAGUAUAGGUGUUCUCUUUGGAGGACGGUCAUACAUUCCUUCUUCCCAAAGAACCACAGAAAAAUGGAAUAGUGUAGCUGACUGUCUGCCCCAUGUUUUCUUGGUGGAUUUUGAAUUUGGGUGCUCUACAUCAUAUAUACUUCCAGAACUUCAGGAUGGGCUAUCUUUUCAUGUCUCUAUUGCCAGAAAUGAUACCAUUUAUAUUUUAGGAGGACAUUCACUUGCCAAUAACACCCGCCCUGCCAACCUAUACAGAAUAAAGGUUGAUCUCCCACUGGGUAGCCCAGCUGUGAAUUGCACAGUCUUGCCAGGAGGAAUCUCUGUCUCCAGUGCAAUCCUGACUCAAACAAACAAUGAUGAGUUUGUUAUUGUUGGUGGCUAUCAGCUUGAAAAUCAAAAGAGAAUGGUCUGCAACAUCGUCUCUUUCGAGGACAAUAAGAUAGAAAUUCGUGAGAUGGAGACCCCAGAUUGGACCCCAGAUAUUAAGCACAGCAAGAUCUGGUUUGGGAGCAACAUGGGAAAUGGAACUGUACUCCUUGGCAUACCAGGAGACAAUAAACAGGCUACUUCAGACGCUUUCUAUUUCUAUAUGUUGAAAUGUGCUGAAGACAAUGUGAAUGAAGAUCAGAAAACGCUCACAAAUAGUCAGACAUCAACAGAAGACCCAGGGGACUCCACUCCCUUUGAAGACUCAGAAGAAUUUUGUUUCAGUGCAGAAGCAUAUAGCUUUGAUGGUGAUGAUGAAUUUGACACCUAUAAUGAAGAUGAUGAGGAAGAUGAGUCUGAGACAGGCUACUGGAUUACAUGCUGUCCCACUUGUGAUGUGGAUAACAACACUUGGGUACCAUUUUAUUCAACUGAGCUCAACAAACCGGCCAUGAUCUACUGUUCUCAUGGAGACGGGCACUGGGUCCAUGCUCAGUGCAUGGAUCUGGCAGAAGACACGCUCAUUCAUCUGUCAGAAGGAAGCAACAAAUAUUACUGCAAUGAACAUGUGAAGAUAGCAAGAGCACUGCAAACCCCCAAAAGAGUCCUACCCUUAAAAAAGCCUCCUCUGAAAUCCCUCCACAAAAAAGGUUCUGGGAAAAUUUUUACUCCUGCCAAGAAAUCUUUUCUUAGAAGGUUGUUUGAUUAGUUUCACAAAAGCCUUUCAAAUUCAAGUGCAUCAAAUUUUUAAACCUGUUUUAAAGAAUCAUAACAGUGAUGAAAAUUAUAUUCCUAUUUUUAUUGAAAAUGUCUAUGUUUUCUUUUAAUCUUAUGAAUUGAGUGCCAAGGAAAAGUGCUCAUAAUACAAUGCUAAAUACUUGAAAAUCUUUUACUCAAAGGUAUCUUAAAUGAGAAUUUCUGACCUGAAUUUUUUCAUUCCAGGAAUCUUAAAUACAGAAGCAGUAAAAAUAAUCAAGAUAUACUUAUAUCCUUCAUAUGAUUUUUGGUUACAAAUAAGCUACUUAAGACAAAGUUAAACUGAUAAAGAAACUAACACCCAAAGGAAUUGGAUGAAUUAUUUUUGCACAAUAUAACAACUUGGUGAUUGGCCAAAAAUUAAAACCUAGAUCACUUGUAUCCCAUGCUAGGGCUCUUUGUACACCUCUAACUCUAAACUGGCCUCUUGGUUGCGCCUGUGAACAGAAAAAGUUCCCUAUAGCUU